Spea bombifrons (plains spadefoot toad) is the source of this 1053-nucleotide messenger RNA. Its product is annotated as homeobox protein Mix.1-like. Lineage: Eukaryota; Metazoa; Chordata; Amphibia; Anura; Pelobatidae. The transcript is spliced from 3 exons. The record is from RefSeq and is a predicted model, not a curated record. Gene Ontology annotation, molecular function: DNA-binding transcription factor activity, RNA polymerase II-specific; DNA binding. Gene Ontology annotation, biological process: regulation of DNA-templated transcription. Bases 1 to 1053 code for a protein of 350 amino acids.
AUGGCUGAAUUUGCUGAGGGAACCGAGGACUUCUACCCCAACUGCUUCUCGGACGCCAACCUGAUGGGCUACAGUGGCUUAGAAGAACAAAGUCUGGACCAUACCAUAGCUCCAAUGCAACAGGGGGAUUUCCACCGGACCCACAUAAAAGAGGAGGCCCAGUCGCCUGUUCAGGCUUCGCUAGCCAAAAAGUGUAACAAGCGGAAUAAGUCGGGCAAAGUCUCACUUUCUGGUGGCGCGGAGAUAAUGUCCCAUCGUAGGAAGAGGACCGCGUACGCCAAGAACCAGCUGGAUAUUCUGGAGGAAUUCUUUGAAACCAACAUGUACCCGAAUAUUCACCAUCGAGAAGCCCUGGCAAAGCUCAUUUGUAUUCCUGAGUCCAGGAUACAGGUCUGGUUCCAGAACAGAAGAGCAAAAGCCAGACGGGAGGGAGUGAAAUUUACAAAGACCCCUGUUGGGGGACAUUAUUACCCCAGUUUUCCAAGUUCCAACAAGAAUGCCUACCCUAAGGCACCGGAAUCGGCGCUAGAUCGUUCAGUUGCUCAGGAUGACCACAGAGCCUUCCAUCCUUCACAACAAUGCGAAGUCCUCAGAGGAUCCCAGCAAGAUCAGCUUCACGGUUCUAGAUCCAUGACCUACCCUGGUUACUCCCUGAGGGUUCCCACACAGAAUCACGUUAUGUACCAAGCAUCGCCCAACGACUAUCAGCUGAACGUGGCGUCCAUGGGGUUCCAGCAGCACUUAUAUAGAGAUACCCUCAGCAGAAAGCGAGUCCAGGGUCCCCGGCAGUCAAACUUCAUGGUAGACUCAAUCCCACCCAACGCGUCUAUCUCACAAGAGAUGAACAUGACCACCGUGCCAACCGCAGGUCCAACGACCCAUGAAGGGCUGCACCCCUUCACUACUCAAGGCUGGUUCCACGCGGCCCCCGUGCAGUACGACCCCCACAACCCGCAUUCUCCCAUCUCCGAUUCCGGCAUCAGCGUCACCUCCACAGACUCCGAACGGAUGGGAAUGGAGUUCGCUUUUUUCACCCCGCACUCCGUAUGGUAG